Molecule: messenger RNA, 2541 nt
Organism: Penicillium egyptiacum
Lineage: Eukaryota; Fungi; Ascomycota; Eurotiomycetes; Eurotiales; Aspergillaceae
Source: the annotation of a GenBank genome assembly
AUGUCCCUCCAAGUGAACGACCCACGGUCGCGAACCCGAUCCAAAUCCCCUGGCCGCUCGCGCUCACGGUCGCGGUCGCGCGACAGCCGAGUCCCCUCUCCCUCGCCCUCCCCCUCGCACCGCUCACGCUCGCCAGCCGUCGAAGUCCCCAGAACAAAGGGCUACAACCCAGACGAAGAAGCCGAAAUCGAGCGUCAAUACAAGCUCAUCAGCGAGCGCCGUCGCGAGACCAACGACGAGCCCCGCCCCGUCAUCUCGCGCGCCCCGAGAAGCUCCCGCUACGACGUGGACCGCUCAGACUCGGACUCGGAAUCGAGGCGCCGCGACGCAGAGAGCUCAAGACGACGUCGCGAUGACCGCUAUGAACACUCGGACGAGGAGCGCGGUCCUGCUGCGGCUUCGUCGCGGUCGCAUCGGCGACCGCCCUCGCCAGACCGCGGCGGUCGCGUGAAUCACCAUGACUCCGACUCAGACGACGACCUCGCAUACGGUGAUGCGCCAAGCUAUGCGCGCCCGAAUCGGUACAGCUAUGCCCAGCCCACGCAGUUCGCAUCUGCUGCGCCGGGAUACCCUGCCGCGCCGAUUGACUGGGCCUCCGUGCCGGAAUGCGAACGCCCUGGGUUCGUGCCGCCUUCCUCGCAGCCUGCCGGCCCGGCUACCAUGCCCGGCGCGUUUCCUGUGGCGUCGACCUAUCCCGCUAGCUCGGGCACUGUGCCGGCGCCUGUGAAUCCCUCUCUGCAGUACACUGGUUCAUCGGGCCAGCAGGCUCAGUAUGCGGCGACGAGUGCGGGUUAUACACCGUCGCAUUAUCGUACUGCCUCGGCUGGUGAUACUGGUUAUCCACCGCCAGCGGCGGGAUAUGCGAAUCCCGGCGUGUACCAGUACGCUCAGAUCGAUCCUAAUGUGAAGUAUUCUUCGAAGCCGGUGCCGGUGCCGGCGACAGCGCCUGCGUCUAAGCCGAUAUACCCUGCUGCUACGCAUGAGCAGUUUUCUAGACCGAUACCGCAGCAAUCGCAGAAUCAGCAUCACCCGCAAUCGCAGCAGCAACCUCCAGAGCAGCCAUAUCGGUAUAAGCAUGAGCCUCAGCUUGUGGAGAUCGCGCCUGGUAGUCGGUCGUCCGCGCGUCCGCACAGUCACUCUGUGUCGUCGAAUAGCCUCGCAGUUGGCGGAGCCAGUGCAGCUCACUCGGCUCAUCCCCCGGCUAGUCCACUGCUAGAGCCGUAUCAUGGUACUUACCAGUCCAUGUCUCCCAUGCCAUCCCCGAUCGUCAUCCCCUCCAUUCGCGAUGAUGACAUCUCAGACCUCGAACCACUUGACGGCGGAACCUCAGCCUCAGACUCAGGCCGACGCAGCAAACACACUCGCUCCCACUCAUCCGUCAGCGAGAAAGAUUCCCGCUCCCGCAGCAGCAAAGACAAGAAAGACAAAGAGCGCAACGACCACAAAGACGACAAACGCCGCACCCGCCCAACAGUCAGCCACGACCGCCACGACUCAACCUCCUCCAUCCUCAGCACAGAGCCAAGAGUCCUAGUGUCCCCAACAACCGGCCGCAAACGCGUCUCCUUCUACGACGCCGGACCCGACGCCGCUGCCAUGCAAUCCGCCCUAAACCACACACGCAACAUAGACAGCAAACCCAUCAUCCAAAUCCUACCCCGACUAACAAGCGACGAGAUCCUCCUCCUCCGCCAGGAAUACAAAACCCGCGUGCGCAUGCAAGGAAAAGGAAUAAACCUCGCCAAACACCUCCGUCUCAAACUCGGCAGUUCCUCCUUCGGCAAAGUCUCCUACGCCACAGCCCUCGGUCGCUGGGAAUCAGAAGCAUAUUGGGCAAACUGCUACUACCAAGCCGGGACAUCGCGUCGCGAACUCUUAAUCGAGUCCCUGAUGGGUCGGUCGAAUGCUGCCAUCCGCGAAAUUAAAAACUCCUUCCGUGAUACCCGCUACGAUAAUAGUCUCGAGCGCUGUAUGCGCUCCGAGCUGCGCGCGGAUAAGUUCCGCGUGGCGAUUCUGCUUGCGCUCGAGGGACAGCGGCAGGAUGAGCGCGAGCCGCUGGAUAGACGGCUCGUCAGGGAUGAUGUGCAGGAUUUGCAUCGUGCUAUUGUUCGCGAGGGGGGUGAGACGGCUAUGAUUCAUAUUAUUGUUUUGAGGAGUGAUUCGCAUCUGCGGGAGGUGCUGCGCGCUUAUGAGGAUAAUUAUGGUCAUAAUUUUACUAGGGCUAUGAUUUCCAAGUCGCGUAAUCUGGUGGGUGAAACCCUCGCCCAUAUCCUCAACGGCGCAAUCAACAGACCAAUGCGCGACGCCCUCCUCCUCCACCAGGCCCUCCGCGAAUCCCGUACCGGCCGCGAGCGCUCAGAGCUCCUCAUUUCCCGUCUCGUGCGUCUGCAUUGGGAACCUAGACAUCUCGAUCUUGUUAAGAACGAGUACAGGCGCAGAUACCAUGAGCGUCUGGAGGAGGCUAUUGCGGAGGAGAUCCUGUCGCUGAAUGGCGGGCAGGAUUGGGGCGAGUUUUGUAUUGAGUUGGCGCGUAAUGCUUGA